CAGGAAUUUACGCUGCUAUCGCGAUUAUGUCGAACGACAUCAUUUGAGCGCCCGAGGUAUCGACAAAAUGGCCAAGAAAGCAAAGGCGAGAUUGAUCAACGUCCGGCUCAUCUCCAUGGCCAUGACCGGCUUCUUCUAUACCUUCAAGCGACCCAGAACAAGUCCCAUGAUGGGAAUGCUGAAAUAUGAUCCCAUAGUUCGAAAGAAGGUCCUAUUCCUAGAAACGAAAAAGCGAUCGAAAUGAAAGAAAACGAUUCCCCUUCGCCCCCGAACGGCAUCAAUCCCACUGCACGCUCAGGGAUUGUGAAGAUAAUGAUUGGGUUGUGGGCAGUCCGGAUAUUCAGAGCCCGCAGCUGUGUAUAUGUACAACAUGAAGAGCAUUUCUGGAGUUCGAGGGUGGGCUGGCACUGCGCUCGAUGCGCUAGAGAGUCAAGAUAUACAUCAUCUGUUUCGAAGUAA
Messenger RNA from Trichoderma atroviride IMI 206040, 459 nucleotides. NCBI's taxonomy places the organism in Eukaryota, Fungi, Ascomycota, Sordariomycetes, Hypocreales, Hypocreaceae. The record is from RefSeq and is a predicted model, not a curated record.